UCAAGGAACAACAACAACGAUGUCGACGCCUACCACGACGACACCCACGACGACGACGACGCCUACUACAACGACAACGUACCGUACAACAACGACGUCGACGCCUACAACAACGACGACGACGACGACGACGCCUACCACAACGACGACGCCUACCACAACGACGAAGACGCCCACGAUGCCUACCACAACGACGACGUACCUUACAACAACGACGUCGACGCCUCCUACAACGACGACAACGCCUACUACAGCAACGACGACGACGCCUACCUCGACGACGACGUCGCCUAUAACAUUGGCGUCGACGCCUACUACAACGACAACAACGCCUAAUACAGCAACGACGACGACGCCUACCUCGACGACGCCGCCGCCUAUAACAUUGGCGUCGACACCUACUACAACGACAACAACGCCUAAUACAACAACGACGACGCCUACCUCAACGACGACGACUCCAACGACGACGACGCCUACCACAACGACGACGACAACAGGACCAAGUACAACAACUGGACCAAGUACAACAACUGGAACUGGACCAAGUACAACAACUGGGCCAGGUACAACAAUUAGACCAAGUACAACAGCUCUUCCAAGUACAACAGCAACCCUGCCUUCUACAACAACAACGCUUACUACCAUUACACUACCUAUUCCAACAAAAAAGGGUACAGCAGCAACGACUUUUGCAAUAACAAUGGAUACGGCAACAACUAGGCCUACUACAAAAACGCAUAGCAGUGCUUAUACUGCUGAUGUAUCAAUUCACAACAAUUCCAUAUUUCAAAAUGCCAAUUCAAGUGAAAACACAACCAAAGCAAACGUAGACAACUUAUAUUCAAAAACAAAUGAAUAUGAAACAAAAGUCCAAGUAACGCAUGGUAAAAUAAUAUAUUUAAAACUUGAACUGAAAGAAGCGGAUGUAUUAAACUCCAAGCAACUGUUAGAAAAUAAUCCAUCAGAAGCCCGAUAUUCUACAGGAAUAGGCUCUGUGUGGUUGAUUGUUUUAAUCGGGGUAAUAGUAUUUGUAGUGUUACUUGACAUGCCGUUACUUUACAAACAAGUGAAACACUUGGCGUUUAAGAGAAUACAGAGAGUAUUAUAGAAAAAGUAGAUCUUUCCAGUUUGACAGGAUGCAUAUUGUCCCAUUAAAUGUCCACCUGUUAAUUUAAGAGGUACAUAUUUCGCCCAAGGAAGGAUUAUAAUAUGCAAGCACAAGUGCCAAAGGGAAAGGACCAAAAAUUGUUACAGAACACUGCAAGAAAAAGAAAACAUCUAAGAGAACACCAGCCAUAAGGAAAACAAACCCCAUCUACCUUUAACAUGAACAGAAACAAUGUUUAAUACCCAUCCC
This is a messenger RNA of Owenia fusiformis, 1360 nucleotides long. Lineage: Eukaryota; Metazoa; Annelida; Polychaeta; Sabellida; Oweniidae. The record is from the annotation of a GenBank genome assembly.